Molecule: messenger RNA, 1409 nt
Organism: Scomber japonicus (chub mackerel)
Lineage: Eukaryota; Metazoa; Chordata; Actinopteri; Scombriformes; Scombridae
Product: putative ferric-chelate reductase 1
Exons: 7
Coding region: 82-822 (246 amino acids)
Biological process (GO): regulation of glutamate receptor signaling pathway
Source: RefSeq, a predicted model, not a curated record
GAUCGUUCUCUCUCAGAGGAGCAGAAACAGCCACGCAAGAAACUUUACUUAAGAUCAACAUUUGACUCUCACAGCUCAGAAAUGGAACGAGUAUUGAUCCUGUUGGUUGCUGCCUUCAUGGCUUACAUGGCACCGGGUAUCCAGGGAACAGCACAUUUGUCCUUCGCCAAUAAUACAACACAGGUGUCGAACUUCACUCGGCAAACUUGUGGAGUCACCGAACUGUGUGUUGAGACUCCAGAUGACUGUGAUCCUGCUGGAAACACAACCUGCCUGUUUGCAGCUAUCAACGCCAGCACACCAAUGGCUCCCAAUGGCACCGAUCUGACCGUCAAACUCAGCGGAGAGUCCAUGGGAUACAUCGCACUGGGACUCACCGUGAACUCAUCAGUGGGCAACACCAUGCUUUUCAUCUGUGCUCAAAACAGCUCAAGCAAUGGGACGUUCUUCUUCCGCACAAUGCAGAGAAACAACGUCAACACUACCGAUGCACCUACUCCAUUAGAGAAGACAGUGACAGAAAUCCGAGGCUCAGUGACAGACAACAUGAUCCGCUGUGAGUUCAACAUCCCGGACAUUAACGCCACCACCUCCAGGUCCAGCCACGCUACCACCUUCACCAUCCUGCUCGGGAAAGGAAGCUUUGAUGGAAACACUCUCGGUGUCUUCAACGUGUCUCUGGACAGCGGCCCUCUGAACCUCCGCGACCCAACCAGCAACGUUGUUAACGCCACAACAGCACCCACUGGCAGGGCACCUACAUUGGCAGCCAAUGCUGUGCUCCUCCUGCUGAGUGUCCUCUCAUUGUCCAUCAUGCUCUGAGCCUGAAACAGAGUCCAGGUGGGGGAGGAAAGGAAAUUGGAAGGAUCCAAUGAAGACAAUUAAUAAGCUGGAUUUAUGAACGGAGAACCAACAAACUGCAUAUAGUACAUAUAUAUUUUUUAUUGAACUUGUUAAGAAUUUAUAUUAAAACAUUUUGCACUGUACCCUUUUGCACCUGAGAUGUACUCUGAGCUGAGAAAAAGAAAAGAUGACGUUCAGAUUUGCAUUUGCACUUCUUGGGUUUUUAGUGACUAACUGUAGGAAGAUAAUGGAUAAUACAUUUACACAAAAGAAGAGAGAUACUGUAACUUUAGUUUUGCUUGUGUGUAACAAACAACAUUAAGCCGCCCAACUGGCAACGCAAGCUAAAUGUAAAAUUACAGGCUUAACAAGUUUGAGCUGUUUUCCACUACAUUUUGGCAGUAAACUUCAACGGUUAACAGAGAAAAUAAACAAACAUAAUUUCAGAGAAACCCAAACCGAGCCCGGAUUGUAGAAUUGUGUUUGUUUGUCAUGUUUUAAUAUUUACAUGUUAAUGUUAAUGUGCUGUGAAUGUAAGAUAUGUGUGGAGGAUACAGGUGAAAAUG